UGUUCCUAUGGGGACCAGGCUGAAAGCGAAAGCCUUCUGAGAGAGAGAGAGCAGCUCGACCUACAGUUCCAACAACGUGUCCAUCUCAUUUUCUCCUCAGUCGAUGUAUGCCAGGCGUUCUCUCCGCUCUGAGUUUCUUAAUUGGCAAUACUGUACAUCCAAACGACACCAGGACAUCUCAAGUCAAGGACCAUCCCAUACGGCAUUUCUUGAACCAAAACAAGUGUAAAUCUGCUGGACCUGGUCGACUGCACUGCGACUACGACCGCUCCCAGUCAGUCCUCAGACAUCACCAUGGAGAAGUAUGAGAAGAUGGGGAAGAUCGGGGAGGGGUCCUACGGUGUGGUGUUCAAGUGCAGGAACAGGGACACGGGACAGAUCGUUGCCAUCAAGAAGUUUGUGGAGUCUGAAGACGACCCCGUCAUUAAGAGGAUCGCUCUGAGAGAGAUUAGGAUGCUGAAGCAACUAAAGCACUCCAACCUUGUGAACCUGAUUGAGGUGUUCAGGCGUAAACGUAAGCUACACCUGGUGUUUGAGUACUGUGAUCACACCGUCCUCAACGAGCUGGACCGAUACCCCAGAGGUGUUCCAGAACAUCUGGUAAAAAGCAUCACCUGGCAGACGCUCCAGGCUGUCAACUUCUGUCAUAAACAGAACUGCAUCCACAGAGACGUGAAGCCAGAGAAUAUCCUCAUCACUAAACAGCAGGUCAUUAAGCUCUGUGACUUCGGAUUCGCCAGGAUCCUCACCGGUCCAUGUGACUACUACACAGACUAUGUGGCAACGCGAUGGUACCGGGCCCCUGAGCUGCUAGUGGGUGAUACUCAGUAUGGAGCCCCUGUUGAUGUCUGGGCGCUGGGCUGUGUCUUCUCUGAGCUGCUCUCUGGCAUCCCCCUCUGGCCCGGCAAGUCAGACAUGGAUCAGCUCUACCUCAUCAGGAAGACACUGGGAGACCUGAUCCCCCGCCACCAGCAGGUAUUCAAUAAGAACCAGUUCUUCAGUGGAGUCUGCAUCCCAGAGCCCCAGGAAAUGGAAACUCUGGAACUGAAAUACCCCAACCUGUCAUAUCAAGCACUGAGUCUGAUGAAGGGCUGCCUGCGUAUGGACCCGUCGGAGCGGCUGGCCUGUGAGCAGCUUCUGGAGCACCCGUACUUCGACAGCCAACGGGAGAAGAGCGAGAGCACCGACCGCUCCACCAAGAAGAGGUCACGCCUCCUGCCCCGCAAACACCUCCCACCUGGGAUCUGUAAGGUGGAACUUGGAAGCAUUAAGGUGGAAGCUCCAUGCAAAUUGGGACCAGCUGUCAGAGAUGGCAAAAUGCUGUACAAACAAUUGAAGUAUUUGCCUCAGCUCACCAGCAGCAGUAUCUUCCCAGCUCUGGACAACAAGAAGUACUAUACCAACCUGAGGAAAUUCAACUACCACUUCCCUAACAUCUAAAUCCACCAUUUUGGAUCGGAAAUUCAACUACCACUACCCUAACAUCUAAAUCCACCAUUUUGGAUCUGAAUGGUCCAGUCGCACAUUCAUCAACAUUUACCGUGUUCACGGUGCUAGUUAGAACUAGGAAACUGAAAUGUCCAACUUGCUAUAGUUUUAGACGUGUCGCGUACCAUGAAUCAACAAGUGGGACAUUUCUGAAUUUCCUAGUUCCGACUAGCAUGUGAACACGGCAAUAUUCUGGUCAGCUCAGGAACCAGGAAGUGAAUCACAACGUGGAAGGACCAGGGAGAAGUCCUUGUGUCUUGUGAUGUCAUUCUAUGCACUAUGUCAACUUCUUUUUUUUUCUACUGAAAGACAAUUUUAUUAUGUGGUGUUGCCUCCAUUGAAGGCGUAUUUUGUAUAUCUAUAUAAUGACAAGGAACAGCCUAGUGCUCAGCUGGUAGAUUGAGGUCGUCUUUCAGGCAGACUAUGUUGUCACGGCGCCGGUCGGGCACCAGAUUGCUAGAACAUAUGUGGUUGAUCUGAUAGGGAAAAUACCUAUCCAGACAUUGUGAGAUCUGGUAUGCGUCUGCAACGUUAGUCAACCUGGGAACACAGACAGAUACUUGUGUAGAACAGAGGGAGUACCAUAGCCUACUGCCUUGACUGGUUUUGCCAAAUGUUAUUUGUUUGUGUUUAAAAAAAAUAAAAUAAUAAAUGAGCGAGACAGUUGACAUUUUUUUGGUAGUGAAUUGAUUUGCAUUUUGUUAAAAAUAUUGAUUUUCUCAGAAGUAGGUUUGAGUCAUUUGUAAAGAGGAGAAAUGUAACAGAAGGUGAAAGGUCAGCUCGGCUUUUAUUUUAUUGGACAGAAAUUGUUUAUAAGCAAUUGUCUGAAAUGAUCAGAUCAGCCUCAACGUACCUGUGGAUUAAAUACAGUAAGGGUUCUAUUCAGUCUAGAUCUCUGAAGCGAUGUGCACUGAACAAAAAUAUACAUGUAAAGUGUGUUUCAUGAGCUGAAAUAAAAGAUCCCAGAAAUGUUC
Molecule: messenger RNA, 2462 nt
Organism: Oncorhynchus nerka (sockeye salmon)
Lineage: Eukaryota; Metazoa; Chordata; Actinopteri; Salmoniformes; Salmonidae
Gene: cdkl1
Product: cyclin dependent kinase like 1 (CDC2 related kinase)
Exons: 11
Coding region: 295-1440 (381 amino acids)
Biological process (GO): protein phosphorylation
Cellular component (GO): nucleus
Molecular function (GO): ATP binding; protein serine/threonine kinase activity
Source: RefSeq, a predicted model, not a curated record